UUGACGUCGGGCCCUCCUCCGCUGCAACCGCAACCAUGGCCAGUUCGGAUCCCGUCUUCUCUUACUCGUCCCUGGAGGAUGACUUCGACUACGGAACCAGCGUGGCUUCGGCCAGCAUCCACAUCCGCAUGGGUUUUCUUCGGAAAGUCUAUAGCAUUGUUUUUCUUCAAGUUCUUUUAACUACUGUGACAGCAUCGAUUUUUAUGUACUUUGAUAGCAUCCAGAUAUUUGUACAUAAAAGUCCAGCAUUGAUUUUGAUAUCUCUCCUUGGAUCUUUGGGUUUGAUUCUGGCAUUGAUGCUAAACAGACAUAAACAUCCACUUAACUUUUAUCUGCUCUUUGGAUUUACAUUUUUGGAAUCUCUGACUGUUGCGGCAUCUGUGACGUUCUAUGAUGUGUAUGUUGUUCUCCAUGCUUUUAUGUUGACGACUGCAGUGUUUCUUGGUUUGACUCUAUACACUCUCCAGUCCAAGAGAGAUUUCAGCAGAUUAGGAGCAGGGCUCUUCGCUUUUUUGUUUAUUUUGUUCUUGUCAGGAUUCUUGAGGUUCUUCUAUGAUAAUGAAUUAGUGGAGGUAAUCUUUUCUGCGAUGGGAGCUCUUCUGUUCUGUGGAUUCAUCAUUUAUGAUACUCAUCUUCUGAUGCACAAACUAUCCCCUGAAGAGUAUAUAUUGGCUGCCAUCAACCUCUACUUGGAUGUCAUCAAUCUGUUCCUGCACCUAUUGCGUUUAUUAGAAGAAUUUAAUAAAAAAUGAUUGAGGACAAUAAAAUGUUGGAUUAAAUAAUGAGACUUGGGAUGUAAAUUGUUAAAAAAUUAUUUUGAUCUCUAAUUACUCAAUACUUGUGAGAUUGAAGCUUUACUAUUUUUUUACAACUUCCUGCUACCAAAAUUUUAAUUUAGAACUCAAGAAUAAUGUUUCAUAUUGCUCUCCAAAUGAUUUUGGAUCCUUCAAAAUGUUUAAACUUAACCAUUAACAAUAUUUGCUCUUUGUAAGACUAGAAUUGGGUAUUGCAUCCAAGGUAAUUAUUAAUUUUUUUGUUACCUUUGAUUUCAGUAAUGAGACAUUAAAAAUCUUACUGUCUUAUAUUUUCCUUUUCUAAAUUUGCCAGAGGUUGGUAAUUUGCAAUUCAGAAUUGCUUCAUGAAUAUAUAAUAUAAAAUUAAGGUUUUCUUUGCAUAGUGAUUUUAUAUUUUUCCUUAAAUACUUGGCUGAAAGUAUUCAUUUGAUUUGUAUUCUGAAGGCUUUCACUCCAUGAUUAUUUUAAAUAGUUGUAAAUCCAUUUGUACUAAAAUAUGUUCAUCUUAAUCAGAAAGAAAAUAUCUAAUUGAGCAUUUUGAAGCCCUGCAACUGACAUUUUCAAAAUUAUUCAAUAUUGUAAUAAAAAGACCAUCCUUAAUGCGGUUUUAAAUUCACAUGUAUUCCAAGUAUUACAAAAGAUCUGUUUUAAGGUAAGAUAUGAAGUCUAAAAUUGAAAGAUAUUUAAAUGUAUAGGCUAAACUUUAAAUUUAGAAUGUGCUCCUGUAUUUAGGCUGGGCAUAGGAUAUUAACCUAUAUUUCAAAAUGUAGGCAGAAAAAUGUACUUUGUGGUUUCAUUUGGGAAUGCUAGGCAUGCCCAUUGCAGCGAGCUAACGCAGAGUCUCAACAGGGUUGUGUGGCGGGAAGAGCACAGGACUGGGAGUUAGAAAGCGCAGUUCCUAGUCCUGGCUGCUGCUUACUGUCAACGAGGCCUUGAUGGGGUCCUUUAACUUUCAGGGCCUCCACUUCGUCAGCUCUGAAGUCGGGGUUUUUAAGCCAUGGAUUUAAUGAGCUUUAUAAUGUUGAUCAUUUAUUAUGAAGGGUUUUAUUAAGAAGCAGAUUAAAUACGCCCUAAUGUUUAGGUAUAGAAGCCUCCAUGGGCUUCCUGGAUGCUGCUCGUGGUGACAUGGUGUGAAGGUGGUGGCGGCUAGUGGCUGGCUUGAGUUGGGAGUUCUAAAUCCUAGGAGGUGUCCAGACUUGUUGAGCACCAGCAGGGUGAGCAUCUGGGAAUGGGGCCACCAGACCCCCAGGCUGCAGAAGGAGCCCAGGGGGAUAGCUUGAGUAAUUUUGGUCAAAGGUGGAGGCUGGCAAACAGGACGUGGUGCCUGGAAAAGAACCAGGAAGAGAUGUGAAUGGUGACCCAUCAGGUUUGUGAGAUACUUUUGCAAUUUGCAAAGAGCUUUCCCACAGAGAGCACCAAAUCAUUUUCCAGGAACAUUGAUAAAGAGUACUUUAUCUGAAAAGGUGACUUUAAAUACAUAUUAAUAUUGUAGUUAUUUUAAUAAAAGAGAUGUGUUUUUACUAAUAUA
This is a messenger RNA of Gracilinanus agilis (Agile Gracile Mouse Opossum), 2322 nucleotides long. RefSeq names its product transmembrane BAX inhibitor motif containing 4 (gene TMBIM4). The record is from RefSeq and is a predicted model, not a curated record. Lineage: Eukaryota; Metazoa; Chordata; Mammalia; Didelphimorphia; Didelphidae. Gene Ontology annotation, cellular component: membrane. The transcript is spliced from 7 exons. Gene Ontology annotation, biological process: negative regulation of apoptotic process. The coding region runs from base 36 to 752 and encodes 238 amino acids.